Messenger RNA from Chelmon rostratus (copperband butterflyfish), 4484 nucleotides. RefSeq names its product protein phosphatase 1, regulatory subunit 21 (gene ppp1r21). Gene Ontology annotation, cellular component: membrane; early endosome. The coding region runs from base 597 to 2954 and encodes 785 amino acids. The record is from RefSeq and is a predicted model, not a curated record. Lineage: Eukaryota; Metazoa; Chordata; Actinopteri; Chaetodontiformes; Chaetodontidae. The transcript has 22 exons.
AGAAAAUGAAAGUAUACCUCCAGAUGAAUGGAUUGACAAGUCUGUUUCACUAGCUUAGCAGAAGCUACGCCCACUCUUUAAUACGAUUUGCGGAAGCAGCGGGUUACACUGCUGCUGCCACAUAACAUGUGAUACAUGUGUUAUGUGUCGGUGUCGGGAUUUGUUAUGCUACACAGCUAGUUGGCUAGUUAGCUAGCAAGCUAGCUAGCAGGCUAUCGCCGCUAAUAGUGCUAACUUAAAAAAAGCGUUGCUGUCAAGUCGGAAUAACAUCCGGCUUUAGAAAUUAUCGUAAAUCAGAUGACCAGCAAGCAGUUCUUUGUCCGGUGCUCAUAAUCGAUCCGCUGUCAAUAUGUAUUCGAGGUCAUUGUUACCAAGUAUUAGAACAAGCCGCCUUGAAGUAGAUAGUAAUAACAGGAGCUAGCUAACCUGAGUUAGCCAGGUUACAGCUCGGUGUCCAACGUCAACAUUUCAAGCAGUUGGCAGUGGGAGGAACGGUCUCAAGCAAGCUAACUAGGCAGCCAUCAGCUAGCCGGGCUGGCUAGGAUAACAGUUUUCUAGCAUCAACUAUUAGCGACAGGAUAACGUUUCCAGUGACAAUGGCUAACGUUACAGACCUGCAAACAAAAUACAGCAAGCUGGCACAGGAGUACUCCAAGCUCCGUGCCCAGAAUCAGGUGCUGAAGAAGGCAGUUGUGGAUGAACAGGCCAGCUCUUGCUCCCUAAAGGAGCAGCUGAAGCAGAGGGACCAGAGCCUGAGGAAGCAGGAGCAGGAGAUGGACAGUCUCAGCUUUAGGAACCAACAGCUGGCCAAGAGGGUGGAGCUGCUGCAAGAGGAGCUAGCUGUUAGUGAAGCCAAGGGCAAAAAGGGGAAGAAUAAAGGAGACUCCCCCUCACAGCAUGGCCUGGAGACCCAGAGCGUUUUUGAUGAGGACCUGCAGAAAAAGAUUGAAGAGAACGAGCGACUUCAUAUCCAAUUCUACGAGGCAGACGAGCAGCACAGGAGGCAGGAGGCUGAGCUGAAGGCCCGACUACAGGAGCUGGAGAAAGACUCUGAGCAGCACCAGGCUGUCGUGGACGGACUCACAGCUAAGUACAUGGACACAAUCGAGCGGCUGCAGAGUGACAAAGCACGUUUAGAGGUGAAAGCACAGACCCUGGAGAGGGAAGCAAAGGAGUGCAGAAUGCGAACAGAAGAGUGUCAGCAGCAGUUGAGGCGGUGCCAGUCAGAGCUGAACAGACAGGUGAAACAAAGCAGCAGUGUGAUCCAGGAGAAAGUGCCCUUCAACGACACCAAAUUUAGCGACUACAACAGCCUAAACGUGCCACCACACAAUCGAAGGCACCAGCUCAAGGCCCGGGACGUGGCAGGUCAGGCGCUGAGCUUUAUUCAGGACCUUGUGGCUGCUCUGUUGAACUUCCACUCAUAUACAGAACAGAGAGUGCACAUCUAUCCCCGGGACUCCUCCAUUGAACCCAUCUCCCCUCUGAACCAGAAGUUUUCUCAGUAUCUACAUGAGAACGCGGCCUAUGUGCGCCCCCUGGAGGACAGCUUCCUGCAGUUACACCAAAGCAUCACAGAGGACACGGUCACAGUACUGGAGACUGUGGUCAAGCUGAAGAGCUUCGCUGAUAAUUUCUCCUCAUACACCCACUUUCUGCAAAAGAUUCUUCCCUACCAGCUGAAAAGCCUGGAAGAAGAGUGCGAAGCACCUCUUUGUACUGCUGCCCUUACUGCAAAAAACCAGGAGCUGCAGAGUGACAUGAAGAGAGUAACAUCCGUGUUUGAGAAGCUGCACAGCUACAUCAACAUUUUGGCCUUACCCAGUGUUCGUCAGGAUGCCGUGCCACAGAGCAGCACCUCAGCUGUCUUCACCCAGCUGGCUGCCUGCCUACACAGUCUUCACGAUGCCAUUAAAGAGAUGUCAAAGCACUACAACCAGAAGGCUAGCUUGGAGCAGGAGCUCCCCACCGUCACCCAGAAGCUGUGUACCACGUCAGAGUGCCUGCUUGGAUCUUUGGGCUCUCUGACCAGUGGCACCGCCAAGAUUGCCACUUUCUUCAGCAACAACUUGGACUUCUUCACAUCAUCAGGCUACAGUCCAAGAGGCAGCACAGCAGCUCUCAACCCUUUGCAAGCAGAGAGUAUGCUGGCCAACAAAAAGAAAGCAGCUGCCUAUAUGCAUGCUGUCAAAAAGCCUAGGCCACAGUCUGUUCCAUACAGAGAAGCCCUGUCAAAUCGUCGUAUACUUACCAGCUCGACUGAGAGCAGAGAAGGUCUCACUCAGCAGGUGCAGCAGAGCCAGGAGAAGAUCGCUCGGCUGGAGCAGGAGAAGGAGCACUGGCUCCUUGAGGCCCAGCUGGGGAAGGUGCGGUUGGAAAAGGAGAACCAGCGCAUUGCGGACCUGGAAGCGCAGCUCGCGGCAGCUCUAGGGGGAAGUCCAAACUCGCAAGCAGCUGCAGCCAGCACACUCUCACAGAGCCAUGAGGAGGCAGAGAAUGAGCAGAAAGCUGCAGGGAAAGAGACAACGCUGUGCACCAGUCUGGUUGGCAUGUUGUGCACAACACCUACAGUUGAGCAUGUGGGAGACGAGGAGUCCAGAGAGCAGCUGAUAAAGACUCACUACAUGGCCAGAGUGGGAGAGCUCACCACCCAGCUCCAGAUUUCAGACAGCAAAGCUGUGCACUUUCACUCAGAGUGUCGAGCUUUGGCCAAGAGAUUAGCCAUCGCAGAAAAAUCACGGGAGACUUUGAGCGAGGAGGUCAAACUGGCUAAUCAGAACAUCACACGCUUGCAGGAUGAGCUGGCUACGACAAAGAGGAGCUAUGAAGACCAGCUCAGCAUGAUGAGCGACCACCUGUGUAGUAUGAACGAGACUUUGAGCAAGCAGAGGGAGGAAAUCGACACGCUCAAACUGGGCAGCAAGGGAAAUGCCAAAAAGAACAAAGGACGCUAGAGCUGACUCAUGACUCUGGCUCCAUUUGGCUGCACAAAGGGCACCUUGAGAGAAGAUCUGGACUGUGGAGCCUCCCAGCAGCAACCUGGUACCAACACCAACACUGUCACCAAACAACAGGACCGGCUACAUCAGCCUCAGAUUCCACUCUCGGGCAGUGGAAAUACAAGUGAACUGUAAGGAGGCUUGAACGUGUUUGACUGAAGAAGCCUCCUUUUUUCCCUUUCCUUGUCUCAGCACCAGUUAUAACGUGAUCUGCUUAAAAUGCUUUCUGAAACCGUACCGGAAGCUGCUGCUUGACCUUUUGGCCGAAGCAGGGUGGGAGAGAAGCAGCUUUUCCCCAAAAGGGACGGAGGAAUAUAAACAGUUGGCAGUGAUCACUGAAGUCAAGACUUGAAGACCAAACCCUGUUGAUCAGUGUGCAUAUUUUUCCUGCUUGACGUGUGAGAGCAAAUGAAACCUUUCAUUCUUAUCGUUAUCUGUGGGAGCAGGCCAACAGAGCAAAUGUUGGUGUGGCAGGGUGUUGUCUAAUUGUGUGACUGUGGCACCAGGCUUUACAACAUGUGAGUAUUGUUUUACACUUAGAUUUUUUUUUUUAGGGUCAAAUUUAAGAUGAUUUGUGCAAGUGGUUCCAAGGGCCUCUGUGUCUACAUGCAGCAUAAAUACCCCGUAUAACACAUGCAUAUGUCACAAGCUUCUGUAAAGAAGGGCUUUAAAACCUGAAUGAACAACACACUUGAAUUCAUUCCUCAUUUUGGAAAAUUUUCAGUCCUCUGGGAGUGGAGAAAAAAAAGAUGUCUGCCUUGAAGCACUGAUUAACUGUGUUUACUUAGACGAAAAGGGUAGGAUGAACAAGUCGGAGCUUGUAAAAUGGUGUCAGUCUCUGUGAAGUUACUCUGUAACAGUAGUUAUUUUUAUCACCAAAGUAAGUGUGGAUGUGCACUCAGAAGCCUGAUGUGGCACAGCAGUCUCUUAAUUCAUGUUGUAAUAUGUAUGGGCAAAAAGGGUUAAUGUGAAUAUACACUCAUUUGAAAUCAUGAUAUAAUUGUACUGUAUAAUUUCUAAAAAAUAUAUAUAUUGAAAAAAGGCAUUUAUUCAGAUGUUACAAAUCUUUAUUUUCCACAACUUGUGGAAAACUGAAUCUGCAGCUAGUUUUUCUGUGUCUCCGAUAAGGUUUAAUUAUCAGAGACACACAAAAGCAUAGAGGGCUUGGCCCAUAUUGUAACUGGUGCUUUGACAACCUGAUUCAUGAGUCAUGGCCGAGUGCAGUUUAAGUUUACAGUAAAAUAGAACCUCUUUGGCUUGUACUGACAUGAGGUAAAAGGGGGGAAGCCCAGCAGUGGUUAUGAGCAGUUCAUUCAAGCUUUCUGUUUGCCAGUCUACACCUGCCAGCAAACCUUUGGCCUCAAAGAUUUGCCAACACGCCCUAAACUGAUGAAAAAAAUAAUAAUACUUGUACUCUCACAAUGUAACCUGUUCAAAAGCACAUAAAAAAUAUGUGAAACACAAUAAAAAGCUUGUUCAUUUAAA